Messenger RNA from Fusarium musae, 570 nucleotides. RefSeq lists its product as uncharacterized. NCBI's taxonomy places the organism in Eukaryota, Fungi, Ascomycota, Sordariomycetes, Hypocreales, Nectriaceae. The record is from RefSeq and is a predicted model, not a curated record. The coding region runs from base 1 to 570 and encodes 189 amino acids. The transcript has 4 exons.
AUGGCUAUUUGCAAAUCAACUCGACCACUUUUCAAAGCAUACAUUCAGCAUCGAGAUGACGUUAGUCCUGCCGAGGCCGAAGCUUUGUGGCUUCUCCGCAGUGUCAUGAGCGUUGCUAUCUUUGGCAUCAUCCUACCAGGCAUUAUUCUGCGCACUGCACCGAGUGUCUCAUAUCCUAACAGUAUCAACCUUCACGCCGCCCAAAUCAGCGUUCUUUUUAUCUCCAUUGGUGCUUUCAUGAUAGGUCUAUCAGGGUCUCUGCGCUCCAUCACAGCAGCCCUUGUGGUAAAUACUCUCGGUGUUGCAACUGAUCUGAGCCUGCUUGCCUUUGCAUCGUGUGGCUUCAGCAGCUCCGAUGCAGGAACUGUCAUGAUGACUUUGGCAUCGAUCGAGAGCGCCGGAACAUUGCUCGGGAUCGGUGUUUUAUACCCGACCUAUCAGUGGAGUAUUAACGAAGACCUACCAUUUCUGGUUGGAGGCGUUCCUUACUACAUAUGUGGGUCUCUUUACGCCGUCACUGCCGUAAUUGUGUGGUCUUCAAGAACGAGAAGCCAAUCUACUGAGUCAUGA